CAGCUUACCAACAUAUACAAACCACAAUAGAAACCUACUACGACAGUGUUACCACACAAAAUGUAAUUAAAAUUGUGACGGUCAUUGAGGUAUUCUGUGAGCACAAGUUUGUAAUUUAUUUUAUGGUUCGUUCUCACCAUGGGUGUCAAAAAAUUGAAUAAAAUUUACUUACAUUCCACAGAUCAUUCAAAGGGCUAAACCAGGGAUGACGAACAUGUCAUAGCACAAAUAUAAUACUUGCUUCUAAUACAAAUACAAAUGACAGUUUGUUAGUGAUUUUCAGUUAACUACAGUAUUACCGUAAAUAUAAUUACGUAACAAAGUAUCACCACAGCUGUUGACGUGUUUACAUUACCUGAGAAUUUUUGGUUGAGGUAAAUUCAUUAUGGAGUAGGAGAUGGGAGAUGUGCAGGUGACAGCUGUGCCAUAACAGGCGAACGUUUACUAAUUUUAAAGAAAUGGGUGCCAACCAGGAAUUCUGUUUGCGCUGGAGUAGUUACCAAGAACAAUUAACAGAGGCUUUACGUUCACUACUUGAGAAGGAACUUCUUGUUGAUGUCACUUUAGCAUGUGAUGGACGUUCUCUACGGGCCCACAGAGCAAUUCUAUCUGCAUGUUCUAGCUAUUUUCAGGAGUUGUUUCAGGAGAGUGGCCAUCCACAUCCUAUUGUAAUUCUCAAAGAUGUCAGGUUCGAGGAGUUAAAAGCUCUAGUAAAGUUCAUGUAUCAUGGGGAGGUUACCAUGAAUAAUGACUCGCUGCCUGGUUUCUUAAAAACUGCAGAGACUCUACAUAUUCGAGGCCUCACAAACAGGGUAGUGCCUAUACAUGAGGUGAUAUCUUCCCAGAGGACAAAGGAUAUAGAGGAACCACUGUCACAAGAAGUAACAGCUGGGGAAGACAGUAAUUCUGCAGACAACAUUGCAAGUACUGAAUCAACAAAUGAUACAGGAAAACCACCUGAACCUAAGCGGAUAAAAACUGAGCCCCAGAUUUUGCUAGUUGACAACAUACAACAGAGGGAUGAAGGUAGUCUUCCGCUUUCUACACUGGAUGGCAUCAGUCAGCUAGUUUUACCUGUCCUUCAGGAGGAUUCUAGGCCUUCCAGCCAGUUCACAAUUAAUCAAGGUUUAUGUCAUUCCGUGCUACCUCGUCAGCAGCAAAGCCCAAAUAAUCACAGUCUCAGUAGUUUUAGUAAUCGACCAUUCCGACACAGAGUACUAUGGAAUCAUGAUCAAAUCCUGCAACUGGAGUCUUGGUACCUUGCAGACAGAUAUCCCACUGGCCAAGCCAUGCGCCAUUAUGCAGAUGCACUAGCAGCCAUGUGUCCAACCGGCGCAAGUCCCACACGACAAAAUGUUGAUUACUGGUUCCAGAAUCGACGACGGAAAGACAGUCACCCUGAAGUCUUGCAGCAACGAGAAAAAAAGAAAUUAGCAAAGACUUUAUGGGGCAAUAUUCUUGAUCAAAGGGCAGGACAUAGUGGAUCGUGAUAAGUGAUUUUAAAUAUACACUAUUUAUGUACCUUUGAUAUAAUGACUUUCCAAUUCUAAAUACUGGGAAGGAUCCCUCCUUUCAUUCUCUAGAACACACACAAUUACGUUCUCAUUUUAUAGAACUUAAGGCUCAGAUUUCAUGUUAAUGUAAGCUGAAAUUAGAUGGUAGGUUAGAAAUGAAAAAAAAAAAAAAAUGUUGCAAAAACCAGUUACAAAACACAACAAUAAUUUUCUUCUUGCAGCUUUUUUAUUUUUAAUUUAGAUUGGAAUAUGGCUGAGCUGUAUCAGUAUAUUAAGUUCUUCAGGUUAAGUUCACAAGACUGCAUAAAUUUCUGGUUGAUUACAACUGGUAACAUGAAAUACUUGAAUACUGUUAUGACUGGUAACAUCAGUCAUAACAUUUCAUAUAUUGGUUAUAUAAUUCAUUGUGUAUGUGUGCAUAUAUUUAAUUGAUGUAGCCGAUGUUGUGGUGUGCUUGUGGAAUAUACAAAAUAGAAUGUGCAAGAACCAGUUUCAGAAGAGAAUUAACUUUUUGAACACUGACAAGGGGUGAGAACGCAAGGAUGAAGAUGAAAAUGAGAAACCGCCUCAUUAAAUAUUCCAUAUUGUAAAUGCAUUUAGGUUAUUUGGUAAUGUUUAAAUACCACCUUAAGAUAAAAAUACUUAUGAAUCUUUUUGUUCAGCAAUAAAACUUAUAUUUACUUAUGAUAAUACUAUAGUUGCAUUAAGUCGUCAUUUGUCAUUAUUUAUGCUUGUACUCUGGAGAGAGAACUGUAGCCUCAUCUCAUUAGGUAGCUGAGAAUUGUUUUCAUUCUCUGCUUGGCCUAUGCAUUUAGAAAUUAUCAAACGUAAUACACAAUGCUGUUUGGUGUGGCCAUGAAACCAAUCCCAGGAUGGGCCUCAUGCGUCUGGGUCAUAUUAAUAGUGUUUUAGCAGCAUACCUACAUCACAUGUGCAUCAAGCAUGUGAUUUAUAAAAUAAAUUUGGAAGGUGAUAUGA
Zootermopsis nevadensis is the source of this 2492-nucleotide messenger RNA. RefSeq lists its product as uncharacterized. Lineage: Eukaryota; Metazoa; Arthropoda; Insecta; Blattodea; Termopsidae. The record is from RefSeq and is a predicted model, not a curated record. Gene Ontology annotation, cellular component: nucleus. Gene Ontology annotation, biological process: regulation of transcription by RNA polymerase II. Gene Ontology annotation, molecular function: protein binding; DNA binding.